GUUGGAUUCUAGGCAUGAACACGGUGACCUCAUAGGGGUGGAGCUCCGGGACUCUGCAGGGGUGGCAGCCACGGCCAGGUAGCUCCUUCCUCGGUCCUGGUGGCUUCAGCCCUCCCUCGGAGGCACCUUCCCCGCACACUUGUGCAGCCCAUCUCUGCUUCUGCUUCGAUGGAGCCCAAAGACCUCCCCGGGAAAGAGAACUUGGGUACCAAGAAAAAGAACCUGUUAUUCUUGCGGCCCAGACUGUACAUGCUGGAGAGGAGGAAGACGGACACCGCGGUGGAGGGUGCCGUGUCUGAGGACCACGCCGGGGUCCUGAGGAGGAGCCAGUCGGACAGGACCGAGUACAGCCAGAAAUUACAAGAGAAGAUGAGCCCACAGGCCGAGGGGCCCGCAGCUGCCAGCCCGACCCCGGAGGAAGAGCUCCAGAUGGGCAGUAUGAUGGCCAAGCGCGCAGAAGUCAUCAAAGAGCUGAUCCAGACGGAGAGGGACUAUGCCAACGACCUGGAGCUGUGCCUGAGGGAGGUGGUUCGGCCCCUGAGAGACAAGGAGAUCGAAAGGCUGGACGUGCACAGCUUGUUCAGCAACAUGGAGUCCGUGCACCACCUAUCAGCCAAGCUGCUGUCCUUGCUGGAAGAAGCCACAGCCGACGUGGACCCAGCCAUGCAAGUCAUAGGAGAGGUGUUCUUGCAGAUUAAAGGGCCACUGGAAGACAUUUAUAAAAUCUACUGCUAUCAGCACGACGAAGCACAAAGCUUGCUGGAGUCCUAUGAGAAGGAGGAGGAGCUGAAGCAACACUGGGGCCCCUGUCUCCAGUCUCUGAAGAAAAUAUACAUGCAAGAGGGCCGGCCCGCCCUGCUGGACAUGGGCUCCCUGCUCAUCAAGCCGGUGCAGCGCCUGCUGAAGUACCCGCUGCUGCUGGCGCUCCAACCCUGCACACCAAGGAGGCCGAUGCAGGAGGGUCACGGCUCUUCUGAGAAGAGCAGUGCGCUUCUUUGUGGAGUAACCGUUCUCAAAUACAAGAAGAACGACGAGGAUGAAUCGCUCAAGGACAAAUUAUCUAAACUAAAUAUCCACUCGAUAAGCAAGAAAUCAAAAAGAGUGACAAAUCAUCUAAAGAUUCUGACCCGAGGAGAUUCACAGGUGAAAGAUAAUACCUUUAACAAAGAAGAAAAACUAUUCAGAUCGUUAGAAAAAACUGUGAGGCAGUGUGUGAAGAACAUCUCAUUCUGUCUUCAAGACAUACAGGACGCCCUGCCCUUUGCUCUGCAGAGGGUGACAGAGCUCCAGGAGAUGUCACAGCACCCAGACCAGGAAGAGCUGGGCUCUGAGGAGACCCCAAGGAUUGCCCCAGACCUCUGCCAUGACUUUGCUGUUCAGCUCCAGAGACACGUCCUGAACCCGCUAUCUGCUCUACUGUCCUUGUUCCCAGGACCGCAGAAACUCAUCCAGAAGCGUUAUGACAAACUGCUGGAUUACAACAGCUACCUGCAGCAGUCUGAGAGAGCAGAGUCGGACCUGGCCAAAAAGGAAUACGAGGCUCUCAAUGCCCAGCUUGUUGAGGAGCUGCAGGCCUUCAACCAGGCGGCUCAGACCAUUCUGAUGAACUGUCUGUGCAGCUUCGUCAGCCUCCUCAGGGACUUGAUGCUCGAGGCCCAGCAGGGCUACGCCACCAUCCUGCCAGUGCCACGGUUGGUUUCAAGCCUGUGUGAGAUUCAGAAUCAAAUACUAGUAAAAGUUCAAAAUCUGAAUUUUGUAAAGGAGAACAGUGCCACCUUUAUUGAGAGGAAACUUAGUUUUGAAAAGAAGAAGUCUGUACAGACUCAGCCAGAAGUGCCUCGACAGACCGACACUCACCGCUCCCAACUCCUGUCCACAUACAGUGCGGAGGGGCUCUACCAAGCUAAGCGCAAGUGCAAUGCUACCCAGGAGUAUGACAUCAAUCUUCUAGAGGGGGAGUUAGUGGCUGUGGUGGAGCAGAAGGAUCCCCUAGGGAGUACAAGCAGGUGGCUUGUUGAUACCGGAAUUGUUAAAGGAUAUGUAUAUUCCUCCUUCCUGAGACCCUACAAUCCAGCAAAAGCACAGAAGGCAGAAACGGAGAAUAGGCUCUGUGAUGAAGAUUUUGACAACAUCAGCUUCUUUGUGUGUUCGAGGCCAGGGAGUGACAGUGUCACGGGCACCCCAGAAGGCAGCAUCAGUGACAGCAGCUCGUCGCUGAGUGGCACUUGUGGGAAGUUUGAAACAAAGGGCUCCGAUAUUGACAGUUUCCAAGAGGUAGAUGAACAGAUUUUCUAUGCAGUUCACGCUUUCCAAGCACGAAGUAACUAUGAACUGAGCCUUCAGGAAUACCAGAGAGUCCAUAUCCUUAGAUUCUGCGAUCUGAGUGGCAAUAAAGAGUGGUGGCUAGCCGAAGCUCAUGGGCAACAGGGGUACGUGCCAGCUAACUACCUUGGGAAGAUGACUUAUGCGUAAGAGAAGCCUGAGGCCUUUAUUUCCUGGCAAGUUGCUGACGACCUCACAGGCCUGACAUUCUGAAACUCCCGACCAGAAAGCAAGAAACUUCCAAACUACAUGAGGUGAUACUGUAUCAGGUUUUUUGUUUUUCGUUUUUUGGUACCAGGGAUAGAACUCAGGACCUUGCACUUGUGAGGCAGGCAGCAGAACCACUGAGCUAAAUCCCCAGUCCUGUUUUAGGCUUGAAGGAACACCAUUCUGCGUAAUAGGGUUAUUUCCCAAAUGUAUUAUAAAUACUAAACUAACACACAGAGCAAAGCCAACACUGCAGGCUCCAACAGGAAACUACUUAAAAGUGUAGAGAUCUUUUGAAAGAGUGAAUGUUCUUUUAUUGUCAUGAAAGACUGGGUGUCAGAAUAAGGUUUUUCAGUUUACUAUAAAAAAAUUUCUUACUAUAUUGUCUUUGAUUUUCACUUGCACGUAAAUGUAGGGUUAUAUUCAUACAUCACGCAGUGUGUACUUGUGUGUCGUAUAGAUCAUACACAUAUAUCUGUGUACCAGAGCAUCUACUAAAUACACAUAAGAGUAGGCAUUGACAGUCAGCUAGAAGUCUUUGAUGUGGAGCUUCUUUAAAAUAAGCUGUGAAGCAAAGAAAAAAAGUGACAUGAUGCUAUCUAACACUGACAGAGGGCACGACAUGACAGACCCCACUUUGAGCACUUUAUAUGUAUUGUAGUCAUAUUUAAUGCAACCCACAGCCCAGAAAGAUGGAGCAACUCUGCCUGACUCACACUGCUAAUAAGUGGUAGGGCUGGGACGCAAGUCCAGGUGUUCCCUGGGUCCACGCUCCUGGCCGGGCCCUUUGCUUGUCCAGGCCUGCACACAUGUGUCACCUGCAAAGCACUUACGUGCAGAUCAUGGGCUGAAGUGGACCAUUUAUUUUACUCAUGCCCAUCUUAACUCAGUAUUUUUCAAAAUUAAAGGCUUUCAGGACUUCCAUUUUAGCCUAGAAAGAAACAAAUAUUUAAGUUUCAACCAUUUGGAAAAUAUAAUUAUUUAAAAACUAUGAUACAUGGUUGCUAGUGACACGUAAACGAGGAUCUGUCUUUGGCUCCCCCAUCACUGGGAUGAUGAAUGGGGAGUGUGUGUUCUGUGUUCUGAGCCAGUUGCUCACUUGGACCAAGGCGAGGCCUUUGGGACAACGUCUGCUGUCACAUGAUGUCCCAGGACACUGACCUCUGAUUUCAGGCAUAUUUUCUCAGGACACUUUAUUGAACUCAAAAUGGUUUUCUGCCACAGAAAAGAUUAAAUUAAAAUUGACUCUAGUGGUUUCUUUUCAAAUUAAUGUGGACUUUCAUUGUCCACAUAAUGGCUAAUACGGCAUUAAAUUUUAAAUGUCAUUCUAUUUGAUCCUAUUAUGAAUGAUGCUAUAUAUAU
Fukomys damarensis (Damara mole-rat) is the source of this 3891-nucleotide messenger RNA. It is a transcript of the gene Arhgef38, whose product is annotated as Rho guanine nucleotide exchange factor 38. Bases 169 to 2472 code for a protein of 767 amino acids. Lineage: Eukaryota; Metazoa; Chordata; Mammalia; Rodentia; Bathyergidae. The transcript has 15 exons. The record is from RefSeq and is a predicted model, not a curated record. Gene Ontology annotation, molecular function: protein binding; guanyl-nucleotide exchange factor activity. Gene Ontology annotation, cellular component: cytoplasm.